AUGGUCACCCAGCAGAACGUUCUACACGGCGACCUCAGUCCCAACAAUUUAAUCAUCCAUGACGGAAAGGGUUACUUCAUCGACUUUGAUCAUGCCAAAUUCCUCAAAAACAAUGCAGCAGUCAAUUCGCGUGGUACUGGAACUGUACCCUAUAUUUCCUGCCGUCUUCUCAAGCUUAUGGGAGACGUUCCGCGUCCAUCCACGAUCAACCACAGAGCCUCUGAUGACCUAGAGUCUCUUUUUUACAUCCUCCUCAAAUUCACAACCACAUACGAAGGACCCAGUGGUGGCAGCAAGGCUUACCUGAUGAUGGAUGGAGAUGGUCUGGGGACUAGUGGAUCGUUGAAGAAAGAAUUUCUCACAGAGAAACAUCUGCCCUAUGAACCGACACCAUAUUUCAAAGCUUGUCGCCCCAUCCUUGAGGAAUGGCACAAGGCAAUUGGGGAUGCGCUGCACAACGAACAUGACUUGUCUCACAAAGAAAUCCUCAAGAUUAUGCAACAGGGUCUGGAGAGAAUUCUAAGUAUACCAGGUACCCCAACAUCGCAAAGUGUUGCGUUUUUGCCAGCGACAUCUGUCGCCACUCCUUCCCCUACUUCUCUUCCUCUCCCUGCGCGUCCUCAUCACCCCCAUUUCUCUCCCUCCUGCUUCUCUCCCACCCCCUCAUAA
This is a messenger RNA of Suillus subalutaceus, 669 nucleotides long. RefSeq lists its product as uncharacterized. Bases 1 to 669 code for a protein of 222 amino acids. The record is from RefSeq and is a predicted model, not a curated record. Gene Ontology annotation, biological process: protein phosphorylation. NCBI's taxonomy places the organism in Eukaryota, Fungi, Basidiomycota, Agaricomycetes, Boletales, Suillaceae. The transcript is spliced from 3 exons. Gene Ontology annotation, molecular function: ATP binding; protein kinase activity.